Penicillium egyptiacum is the source of this 13062-nucleotide messenger RNA. Lineage: Eukaryota; Fungi; Ascomycota; Eurotiomycetes; Eurotiales; Aspergillaceae. The record is from the annotation of a GenBank genome assembly.
AUGCCUUCAAACAGAAAUCUUGUAUCCGAGCCAGUUGGCGGAGGCGUCCUCAGCAAAUUCUAUCAAUGGGUGACGCAAGAUCCCACCAAAUGCGCAAUUGUCUAUGAAGAUGAACAACUUACCUACUCAGAAUUGGAUCACCGCUCGCGCCAGCUCGCAUCGAAUUUAACACAGCAUGGGGUCGGCCUGGAGGAUAUCGUGGCAUUUUGUUUUCCUAAAUCUGUCCACGCUGUCAUUGCCAUCCUCGCGAUCCUUCGCUGUGGCGCUGCGUUCACGGCGCUUCCUCCCGAUGCACCGAAGGUUCGGAAAAAUGACAUUUUGAGUGUCUGUAAACCAAAGGCUGUUCUUUGUGGAGAAGAGCAGAAAGGGAUAUUGGAAGGUUUAAAUGUUCCAAUUCUCCCCGUUGGAAACCAGACGUAUCGCCAACACGUGCCGGCCGUAGAGUUCCCAAUUAUCAGCAACAACAACGCUGCGUGUGUUUUGUUUACAUCCGGAUCAACAGGCAAACCAAAAAGCGUUGUUUACGAGCACGGCAACAUCCUCUUUGCAUCAGAAACAUGGGGAGCGCAUGUCGGCAUCGGACCUACUUCGCGCAUCCUACAAUGGUGCUCAUUCACUUUCGACGUGAGCAUCGUCGAGACUGUUGUCGCGCUCAUGCUUGGCGCCUGCAUCUGCAUGCCAACUGAUGAACAACGCACGCAGGACACAGAGGCUUUCGUCAACCGAGUCAAUGCUGACUGGGCCUUCUUCACUCCCUCUGUGGCGCGUACCCUAGACCCUACACGCAUGCCCGGACUCAAAACAGUCUUGCUCGGCGGGGAAGCGACGAGCAAAGAGAUCGCCGCUCGCUGGGCGCCCAAUCGUCGUCUUGUCAACUGUUACGGGCCAUGUGAGUGUACAGUAUAUUUCUCGUUUGCAGAGCUGCAUGAUGAGAGCGCAGAUAUUCGCAACGUCGGCAUCCCCACUUUCAAUGGUUACAUAGUCAGUCCAGACGAUGUAAACAUUCUGAUAGAAGACGAAGUUGGGACGGGAGCACUCGCUGUAGGCGAGCUUCUCAUUCAGGGGCCUAGUGUUGUUCGUGGGUAUCUGAAUGACAACAGGUCGGGGGCAUUCGUUGACCCACCUACCUGGUAUGACGGCCCUUUGGGACCGGAAGCGCGAUUUUACCUCACUGGGGAUGUCGCCGAGCGCUGUAAAGACGGCUCAAUCCGUAUUCUGGGCCGCAAGGACCGCCAGGUCAAGAUUCGCGGGCAAAAGGUCGACCUGGACGAGAUUCGCCAUCAUUUCCUGUCCUCAAUUCCAGAAUUACACGACUUUGUCGCCCUUUUCGAGGGGUUCUCCACAACACAACAACACCGGCGGCAUGAGCUGGUCGCGUUUGUCGUUCCUCGUUCCAGUCAACGCCAAGUCGCAGCGAAGAUAACGCCAAUGACUGAUGAGCUUCUCGCGUCUCUGACCCAUACCUCCGAAGCCCUGCAGGAGGUUGUUGCUCGAUACAUGCUUCCUACUCUCUUCAUACCAUUGACGGCUAUCCCAUUGACCGCGCAUUCAAAGCUUGACCUUCCUACCUUACGCGCGCUCCUGGCCUCUCUGAGCCCAGCUCAGGAAAGGAGGUUCGCUCUUCACGAGCGUGAGUUUGAGCCUCUUGUCACCGAAGACGAAUUGAUACUGGGUGAAAUCUUGGCCGUUCAAUUGGCUCUGCCAGUAUCUGAUAUCAACAGGAACAUGGGGUUCGUCCAACUUGGUGGUGACUCGAUCAAGGCCAUGAGCGUGGCGAAGGAAUUAGGUCACAAGGGCAAGUACCUCCCAGUCCAGACGGCGUUAUUAUCAUCCACAAUCAAAGAAAUGGCAGAGGCAAUCAUACCAGCCGUGGCUUCCUCGUCACUCAAAGUCCCUACUCCUUUCUCCCUUCUAAGCGCUGGAAACACCGAAAUCGUUCGCCAAGAAGCUGCGAAGGCCUGUGGAGUACCUGAAGAAGCAGUGCACGAUGUAUUUCCGUGCACAUCUCUGCAGGAGGGGUUUCUUGCGGUCUCCUCUCGAGACAACAGUGCGAAUGUGGCGAGAUAUGUCUUCAAAAUGGGAGAGGGAGCUGAUGCGCACGCAUUGUCUGCGGCGUGGCUCGCAACUGUCUCAACUAUCGAAACUCUACGAACAAGGUUUUUCCCGAGUCCCACCGAGGGUCUUGUGCAAGUUGUGGUUGACGACGGGGAUUGGAGCUUAUCUUCCCUUGAGAAACUGCCAGACUUGCUAAAGUCCCACAACAGCAGCCCCUUCGGUCUAGGAAGCCCCAUGGUCCGAGCUGGCCUUGUCAGAAAGCCAAGGCUCUUUGUUCUGUCGAUACACCACGCAAUCUUCGAUCUUUUCACUUUGCGUCUCAUCUUGCACACAUUGAAAGCGGCGUAUACCCAACAGGCACUCCCCCCAGUACUUCCAUUCACAAUAGCCCUGGACGAGCGGCGAGGCGCCACCUCUGCGGCAGCUAGCGAGGCCUUUUGGAAGUCCACCUUGCAGCACAGUUCGGUGUCGAACUGGCCAGUUCCAGCACUCACAAACUCGUCACCAGCCAAAAGUGAGUGGGCACAUUGCUCUCGAAAGCUCAAAAUUCCCUCAAAAAACACGGAAGGAAAAGCAAAUACCACUGUCGCGACAUAUCUUCAAGCAGCAUGGGCUCUGCUCCUCGGUGCAUACCAAGGGAGCGAUGACGUCGUGUACGCAAUGGCUGUCUCUGGCCGAGAGUCAAACCGCUGCGAUCCGCUUCAAAUUGCAGGACCCAUGCUUGCCACCUGCCCCUUACGAUUGCAUACAAGUGAGGCGGGCACAGUGGGUGGUCUGCUCGCAUAUGUACGGAAGACUGUUCUUGAGACCACCCGCCACGCGCACUUGGGUAUACAGCGAAUUGCUCGUCUUGGUGAAGAUGAGAGGCGCGCUUGUACGUUAAGGACGAUGCUUGUGGUGCAGCCUGAUCUUACUAGCACAGCGAUGCUCGAGGAUAUCGGCUUGCAUCUUGAUACUGAGUUGACACAAGAAGAAGCUCUGGGAUCAUACGCAUGCUGGGUGGAAUGCAUACCAAGUGGAGAUCACUUGACGCUGAAGAUGGAAUACAUGUCUGAGUCUGUCGGCGUGGACGGGUCCAGUAUCCUUCAGUGCCUGGAACACCUUUUCUGUAUUCUUGUACAGGCUGUCCCUGAUGACACCGUAUCAAAACUUCCGCUCUUCCCCUCGCAGGGUCUGGUAGUGGCUCACCCGCGCCAUGAGGCCGCUGUGACUGAAGUUUGCCAGCAGACUGUCCAUGAAUAUAUCUUCAACUUGAAUGUAAAUCAGAAACAUCUAGACAGGCAAGCUGUUGUUGGUUGUGACGGCGAGAUCACGUACCGAGAGCUUGAUCAGCUUUCAGAGCGAUUGGCUCUCAGACUACGAAAUCUUGGGCUUGCUAUCGGAGACGUGGUACCGUUCCACACACAUAAGUCGAUCUGGACGGUGGUCGGCUUACUCGCGGUCCUGCGCGCAGGCGGAACCAUUAUGUUCCUCGACAUUAACAAUCCGACCUCGCGGAACAAAGAGCUUCUGAGCCAGCUUCAUCCCUAUCCUACACUGAUGCUCUGCUCUCCAGGAACGGAGCAGUUUUGGUCUGCCGACGUGAAGUGCACUGUUGAGCUCGGAGCAGACCUCAAGUCGGACACCAAUUACUCACUCGCCGCCUCACUACCGCAGGUACCCCCAGAAACAGUCGCCUACCUCUUUUUUACCAGUGGGACGAGUGGAACUCCGAAGGGCAUCGAAGUUGAGCAUAGAGCGUAUCUCACAGCUGCACUGGCUCGGUUGGACACAUUCGAGCGCAAGCCUCGAUCCCGCGUUCUUCAAGUGACCCCGUUCUCCUUUGACGUCUCCAUUGACGAUAUGUGGACAACGCUACUAGCAGGCGGGGCAAUCAUUAUGCCAUCCGAGGCAGAGCGCCUGGAUGAUCUCGCAGGUUCGAUAGCCCGGUAUGCCGCCACGGACGUCAGUCUAACUCCAACUGUGGCCACCCUGCUACGUCCUGACCAAGUGCCAAGUCUGGAAGCGUUGGUGCUUGCCGGCGAAAGCCCCAGUGAAGCGCUCUACGACACAUGGCUUGCCACCUCUGUUCGUUUGUACAACGCCUAUGGUCCGACCGAAUGCAGCAUUUUGGCGACAGCUACCCGGGCUGUUCCUGGCGAUCCACGUAACAUCGGCCAUGUCCUUUGCGGCCGCGCGUGGGUAACGCAUCCUGAAAACCCGCACGUUCGUAUGCCGCUGGGCGCAGUGGGAGAGUUGCUGAUCGAGGGCCCAUCGCUCGCACGGGGCUACUACCGCAACGAGGCAGCGACAUUACAAAGCUUUGUCGUGAACUUGCAGUGGUCAAGUCCAGAGCGACGAUUUUAUAGAACAGGUGAUCUGGUCCGCGCAAACUUAGAUGGCUCCUUCACGUAUCUGCGCCGCCGGGACCAGCAGGUAAAGCUAAGAGGCGUGAGAAUCGAAGUGGGCGAGAUCGAAGCAAAACUGCUCUCGGCUGGGGUCGGUGUUAUCCAUGAAGCAUGUGUCGACAUUGUCAAAUCACAAGGGAAAGAGGCCUUGGCGGCACUAUGCACUGUGCACGGCGAUUCAGCUCAAUGGCAAACCCAAUGGCAAGUCCUUAUCGCGCCUGUCGUUCAGGCACUCCGUGCCCGCCUACCCCGAUACAUGAUGCCGACACUCUUCAUCCCUUUGCCUUCACUCCCAACAACGGUCACUGGAAAACUCGAUCGAAAGAAGCUACGCAGUAUUGUGUCCAAUAUCUCAGCCGAUGAGCUCCAAACCUACACCGCUUCACAUCUGACCCGCCACGCGAGUUCGCAAGAUCAAAAGAGCGACCCAGACUGGGCAUUAGCAACCCCUGAACUCACCCUUGCAAAGGAUCUUUGGAUUGAAGCCCUGGACCUUGGCACCGACGGAAAAAUGCAAAUAAGUCCUUUGUCUAACUUCUUCGACUAUGGUGGAGAUUCCGUCGUCGCCAUGCGCCUCGUUGCCCUCUGUAGGAGCCGCUGUCAGCGACAAAUUGGCGUAGCCGACAUUUACGACCGACCGACAUUGAUGGACCUGGCAUUUGCGCUGAGAGAACCGACUGAAAGUUUCUCGAAAAUACCGACCAGUCCUGCCACUGCUCCUUUCUCCAUGCUCGGCCCAUGGCGGCAGCACAGUGCCGUUCUCAAUGCUAUUCAUAAACAACUUGUAGAUGUCGAGAUCGAGGAUGUUUACCCAUGCACAGCAUUCCAGGAGGGUGUCAUGGCUAUAUCUGCGCAGCAGCAGGGAUCAUAUGUCGCGAAGUAUCAGUUUUCACUUUCCUCACCUGAUCCAGAAGCAGCACGCCUGCGGAACGCACUGAGGCAAGUUGUGGCCGCGAAUCCAAUCCUGCGAACGCGCAUCAUCUACGUCGAUGGGUUCGGCUACUUCCAAGCUGUAUUAGCCGUGAGUGAUCUGAUGGAUCCUUUAACGGAGGCUCACGAUGUGAUUGUUCGCCCCUGGGAGCAAGGAUCGCCGCUGGUGCAAUUCUCUUUAGCUGCCACCGGAUCACAGCCGGAGCUGUGGUCAUACGCCAGCCACGCAGUCUUCGAUGCUAUCACUUGGGACCUGUUCUUGGCGCAGCUAAACGCAGCUUAUAUUUCCGGGCUACAGCCAAACACUAUCGCCCCGUACGCUGCCUUCGUUCAGGCACGAGCGCGGACAGGCCAGGAAGAUGAUGCUGAAUUCCAUGACUUUUGGCUCCAGACACUGGGGGAUGCUGAGCACACCACAGUAUUCCCUGAUUCCCGCCAGGAGCGUGUGGAGACUACGCAGUUCUUCGAGGUUGACAUGGACGUUGAUGUUGGGGACGCGACCAAAGGCAUUACGGAUGCCACACAGCUCCACACUGCGUGGGCUCUGACGCUCUCGGUGUUCUCGGCAUCUGAGGACGUCGUCUUUGGGUCGGUUAUGUCCGAGAGAUCCCUAGGGAUACAGGACGGCGACAGAAUCAUGGGUCCCUGUGUUGCAACAGUGCCUGUUCGCUCCCGUCUCGACCAAGCCCGCGGACGUGAUCUACAUACUUGGCUGUCUGGCGAGCAGCGGAACGUGAUGCAGGUCCUAUCUCGUGCACAAAUUGGGCCAGCACAGAUUGAACGUCUUGACUCAAGGGCCAUUCAGUUCGAUACUAUGAUUCAGAUCAUCAGCCCUUCCUCCGAACAGCACGAUGACGAUUUGAUCAAAUUGGUUGCCAGUGGCCCUGCGUACGAGAAUUCAGGUGGCUACUUCACCACCCCCUUGGUGCUGGAGAUGAAGCCCCGCAAAGGCAGGCUUUCCAUUGAAGCGAUUUUCAAUGCCACUGUUGCACCUCCAGAUCUGGUCAGCAAUAUGAUCCAUACGCUUUUCAACAUAAUCAAGCAGCUCCGCUCUGCAGGCACUUGCACGACGCUUGCCGACAUGAAGAUCUACAGUCCCGCCCACCGAGACCAAAUCGCGACCUGGAACUCUUUCGCUCCACAACAGGCGCAGUCAACAGCACCGCAGCUCAUCUCACACUGGGCACAGUCAUCUCCAAAUAAGGUCGCCAUUGAGGCUUGGGAUGGUAUCCUGACUUUCAGCGAGAUUGAGGAAUAUGCUUCCACUCUGGCACUCUACAUCCAGUCCAACUUCGCCUUGUCACCUGCGGAAGAGACGAUCGCGAUCUGUUUCUCACGAUCCCGAUGGGUGCCUGUCGUUAUGCUGGCGGUGCAGCGGUUGAGGCGAGCAUAUUUAGCUCUCGAACCAAGUCAUCCAACGCAGCGCCUCUUACAGCUGGUGCAACAAUCCGGAGCAAAGCUCAUCUUGGCCGACGCCAAGCAGACUGAUCGGUUCGCUGGCCUCAGCCAGGUUCUCACUUUCGACCAAAAACUUCAAGAUCGUCUUCUGGCAGUCCAUGAGGAUACACAAGCAGUCGAAAUCGUCACUGUUGAGCCAUCGGAUCCCGCUGUCGUGGUCUAUACCUCCGGCAGCACCGGUCUUCCGAAAGCAAUUCUCCUCCAGCAGAGCGCUUUAUGCAGUGCGAUCGCAUCCUACGGUUCCCGAAUGGACUUUGGACCGACCAAUCGCACUCUACAGAACGCUGCCUUUGCAUUUGAUAUUCACGCCUGUGAGAUCUUCCUUACCCUUGCUCACGGAGGCUGCCUGGUCAUCGCCGACGCAGCCAACGGUCUCGCGCACUUGAGCUCUACAAUCCGAAAGCACGAAAUCAAUUGGCUUUUCAUGACCCCGUCGACAAUGCACCUUCUUCCUCAUCCGGAUGAGAUCCCGUCAGUCAAGACACUUAUGAUGAUAGGAGAGGCACCCACACGGAGUAUCGUCGAGAAUUGGGCAGACCCCACUAAAGUACAUCUGAUCAAUGCGUAUGGACCUGCAGAGAACACUCUGUUCUCGACGAUGUAUUCUUUCCGUGCGAAGCAUGAAGACCCGACAACGAUCGGAUUGCCUGUUGGCUGUACAGCCUGGGUUGUCAGUCCGCAUGAUAUCGAUGUCCUAUUACCUGUGGGUUGUACGGGCGAGCUUUUGUUGAAAGGUCCGCAGAUGGCGCGCGAAUAUCUUUCGCAGCCAGAUGAGACAGCAAGGAGGUUUGUGAAAGCACCGCGAUGGAUAACCGACUUUGACGUGGACGGUGGCAAUGACUCUCGAUUCUACAAGACUGGAGAUCUGGUUCGUUACGAGGCAGACGGGAUGCUGCACUUCAUUGGGCGUAUCGACUCUCAAGCCAAACUCAACGGGCAGCGCCUCGAGCUCGCUGAGGUCGAGCAUUACGUCUCUUCACUUCUCCACGGGGUGCGCGUUGCUGCUGAGAUCAUCGAACCGCAAUGUGGAACUCCAACGUUGGCUGCUUUUAUCGAGGAUCCUGACGCAAGUGUGAUUUUGUCCAAAGAGGAUCUCACGUCCGAAUUGCACGCCUCUCUGCCCUCGUUCAUGGUCCCCUCAUUGUUUGUCCGCGUACAUGAGUUGCCACAAACCUUCAGUAAAAAGCUAGACCGCAAGGUACUCAAGGCAAUGGCCGCUAGCCAGACUUUCCAGGAGCUCAACACGUUGACGGCUGCUUCUGCAACUGCGCAUCGUGCAUCUAUCACUACCGAUGUGAAAAACCCACCGAGGACCCCUGCCGAACGCUUACUACAAACGCUCUGGAAGAAAGUUCUCGCGUUGCCGGCGUCAGAUAUCGGAGUCGACGAAAGUUUCUUCGAGUUGGGCGGGAACUCGAUACAUGCUAUACGACUUGCCACUCUCAUCUCCGCUGAAGGUAGCCAGUCCAUCCGGAUUCCCACUUCUUCCAUCUUCCAAACUCCACGUCUGAAGGACAUGGCGGUGCUUUUAGAGUCAGAUGGACUCCAGGAUAGUACCAACAGCCCAACUGUUGCUGUUGCUACCAUCAAUCCAGAGAUCCUCGACUACUGUGCCAAGUCCCUGGCCAUCCCACCAGCGUCCGUUCAGGAUAUAUACUCCUGCACACCACUACAAGAGCGUAUGCUCGUCGCAUCUGCCAUGUCACCAAAUGCGUAUAUGGCCGAGCUCGAAUGGGCUGUACCUCUGGACAUCAAUGUCAAGAGAUUCAAGGAUGCUUGGCGCAAGACGAUCAACGCUUUCGAUAUCUUGCGAACUGAGUUCGUCUCGACUCCAGCUAACGGUACACUGCAAGUGGUAGCGAAACCCGGUGCUACAUCAGCUGGUUCUAGUAUUUUUGAAGAUGCAAAAUCUCACAGUGAGCAGAGGUUGUCUUCGCUAAAACUUGUUCCACUCGAUGACCGAGUGGGAGGAAGACUGAAGCUAGUCUGGCGCGUCCACCACGCGCUCUUUGACGAAUGGACGCUACUUAUGGUUCAGCAAACGGUUUCAGGCUUCUACAACGCCAGCGAAGUUCCUUCCCCUGUGGGUGCUCAUAGCACAUACUGGACAGAUUAUCUCCGAGACGUCGCUGUGACGCCGUUUCCCAACCCAGACGCCAAAUCUUUGGAUUCCCCCGGAAAGCCACAUCACAGACUUAAGUUAUCAACUUCGCUGCACCCCGCGCAUUCCAUGACGGCUGGCACCAUCGCUCGAGCGGCAUGGGCGCUUGUUCUGUCUCAAUACACUAAUUCCGACACGGUGCUGUUCGGCGCAACACUUAGCGGAAGAAAUGCGGGUCUGAAUGGCAUUGAAAGUGUUUGUGGGCCUACCCUCGCCACUGUCCCCGUGAGAGUGAGGAUCCCCAAAGGUCAGAAUGUACCGAUCCUGGCAUUCCUGCAGACGCUACAAGACGAAGCCGUACAGAUGAUGCCCCAUGAACAUCACGUUCCCGACGCGGAAGAUGUUCGUAGAUUCUGCGAUUUCCAAAAUGUAUUGUCCGUUGUACAAUUGCCUUCGAGUGAAGAUUUGGAUCCUCUUUUCCAACCCAUUGACGAUGAUUCCACGACCUCUACAUACCAUACCAUUCCGCUGUGCAUUGAGUACAGCCUGGACGGGGAGAAUAGCAUGCUACAGACUAUCUUUGACUCAAACGCUAUUUCAACUGUCCAGAUGAUGCGCAUUUUGAACCAGAUCGACCAUGUUGCGCAGCAACUCCAACGGCUGGGUCUGGAGGCAACUGUGGACAACAUUGAGUACCUGUCUACCUCUGAUAAACAGGAGCUCGAGACCUGGAAUCAGAUACGUCCGGAGCCUGUCCGCGAGUUCAUUGAUCAUAUCAUGGCUCAGGAGGUCGCGCGCAGGCCUGACGCACAAGCUGUUUGCGCCCAUGAUGGAGACUUGACCUACGCACGUUUUGACGAGCUGGCACAAAGACUCGCUGAUAUUUUGCAAAAUGAGCAUGGUACUGGUCCUGGCGAUGUUGUUCCUCUAUGCUUUGAGAAAUCCCUCUGGGCCAUGGUCGCCAUGUUCGGUGUGCUCAAGACUGGCGCUGCAUUUGUCCCUACAGAUCCAGCACAGCCUGCCGGGCGACUUCAAGAGAUCGUCUCCCAGAUCCAGCCACAUGUUAUGCUUGUAUCUGACAAGACAUCCCAUUACGAUUUUGCGACCAGCGCGACACUCAUAGUGCUGAAUGAGCAUGCUCUCAACCGUCCCACCCAGUACCAGACUACCAACCGAGCUCUGCCUCAACGCGACCCCUCUGACUUGGCCUAUAUUAUCUUCACAUCUGGAUCGACGGGCAAACCCAAGGGUGUCAUGAUUACACACGAGUCAUACCGCACGGGCGCGAAACCACGAAGAACAAGACUUGCUCGACACGAAAAUAUCCGCAUCAUCCAGUUCUCAACAUUCAGCUUUGACACAUCCAUCGAGGACACGCUCACAACGUGGACUUACGGAGGCUGUGUGUGUGUACCAUCUGAAUGGGAGCGAUUGAACGACCUUGAAGGAGCAAUGAAUCGCAUGCGUGUGACGGGUGCGCACAUUACGCCGAGUCUCGCGGACGCUUUGAACCCAGCCAAUGUCCCUACCCUACGUCACAUCCAUUUUGGAGGCGAGAAAAUGACACCUAGGGCGUUGCGACGAUGGGCAAGCCUCGAUGGGCCCGUUGACAUACGGAAUGUCUAUGGACCUACGGAAUCUUCGAUCUCGACUUCUUGCACAGUCAGGCUAGGCCCAGACUCCAAUCCAAUUAACAUUGGAUUUCCGAUCGGGUGUAAUCUUUGGAUCACCGACGCGAAGAACCAUGAUCGCCUGAUGCCAAUUGGAUGUGUCGGAGAGUUGCUGAUUGAAGGCCAUCUGCUGGCCAAGGGCUAUUUGAACAACCCAGAGAAGACGGCCGAAGUUUUCAUCACCAAUCCUGCGUGGGCAGAAUCACCAAACUCGUCCAUCACUCGCCGCUUCUACAAGACCGGCGAUCUUGCCUGUUAUGCCGAUGAUGGGUCGAUUGUCUGUUUGGGCCGUAAGGAUUCCCAAGUCAAUUUGAAUGGUUAUCGUAUCGAGACCGGUGAGGUCGAAGUCAACCUACGCAAUUUGCUCGAUGAUAGGGUCCAUGAUCUCGCAGUGGAGGUGGUGAUUCCCAAGAAAACCAAUCCCACAGCUACGCCUCUGCUUGUUGCUUUCCUGUCGAUGGCCGUCUCAUAUUCCGGUCUGCAGGAUACGAGUAGCAAAAUUGAAGACACUCCCCUAGCCAAGGGCAACCUUGCUCGAGUUCUCCGCGAGGCUCGACUGCCAGAUAGCUUGCGCGCAGUUCUCCCCUCCUAUAUGGUCCCCACAGCCUUCGUCCCAAUCACCUGUAUGCCGCAGUCCAUUGCGCGCAAGACUGACCGAGGUGCCCUGCAGCAGCUCGCGGCACAUCUCUCCGCUCAGGAGCUUCGCUCGUUUGUGGAAGCAUCCGUUGAUGAGGAGGACGAAGAAGAUUACAUGGAGUCUUCCCCUCCUCCGUCUUCCCCUCCUCCGUCUUCGCCGCCUCUGACUUCCACUACUGCUCUACCUACCCCUCCAAGCACUACAGCCGAUCCCAUUCUCUUGCUCCAAGAACUCUUCGCGACCGUUGUGGGCCUCGACCGAGAGUAUGUGAAUAUGGAUCACAGCUUUAUCCGUUUAGGCGGCGACUCCAUCCACGCUUUGCGUUUCGUAGCUGCGGCGCGGAGUAAUGGGUUUUCUGCUAUGACUGUGGUGGAGGCUUUGCAGGCAAAUGCGCUACAGGAUCUGGCAUCACUUUAUGAUUCAGACUCCCCUGAGUUGGUCUCAAGCCCAGCGCCAGCUCCAGGGGAAAGCGAGACUGUUUUGCAUUCAAUUUCUGGGUUAGACAUUCCGUCGUCGGAAAUUGAGGCAAGCCAGCCCGCAACAAGCUUCCAGCUCCUCGCAUUUGAAGUCUCUCUCCUUCCCCUUCGAGGCUACAUGAACACCUUCUCUUUCACUUUCAACGGCCCUGUCCAUCUUCACCGUUUGGAGCAUGCUCUUGAACGUCUCAUUGCACGACAUGGCAUUCUGCGCACUGUCUUUGUCGAGUCUCAAGAUCCGAAAGUUGGACUCUUGCAGGUUGUCCUACGCCAUCGUCUGUCAGAUGAACCGCGACUUGCCAUGGUUGAAUCAGACGCCGAUUUUACUUCGAUCAUGCCGGCUACCGGAUACGGCAAGCCUCUAGUCCGAUUCGCACUUCAACAGGGGCCCCCGACAAAGCUUAUACUAUGCAUAUCGCACGGCCUGUACGACGGUGUCGGCAUAGAUACACUCUGUCACGAUCUCUCUGUUGCGUACCAGGGCGCUCCGUUUGAAUGCGACCCAGCGCCCCAAUUCCACUCGUUCGUGGCUUCAAUGCCACCUAGAAACGACUCGAGAGAAUUCUGGAAGCGCCUGCUUCACGGUUCCAGAAUGACGGAAAUCACAGGAUGGACCACAAAGAAAGGCAUCGAAGAUAGUGAGAUCAAAGUUCGAAUGCGCUGUCUUCCACCUUCGUCUUCCGGUAGCGCAAAGUCAAGAUCACACCAAUACACAUUUGCUACUUACCUGAAGGCUGCGUGGGCUCUAGUCCUCGCCAACAACAGCAGCGCCAGUGCCGCCCGUGGUAAAUUCGAUGUCGUCUUCGGACACGGCAUCACAACUCGCAGCAUUGCACCAUCAGAAUCCACUGAUCACGUUGUUGGUCCUUGCCUGGACAUCGUUCCAGUGCGGGUAAUCGCGCCUUCAGCAACACCAGAUGCAUCAUCAGCUGGAGACCUCCUUCACUCUAUCCACAGCCAGCACCUGUCCGGCCUUCCACAUCACGUCUACGGGCUUUCAGACAUUGUACGCGAUUGCACAAAUUGGCUCUCUGGUGAAAAUGCCGAUGCCAAAGCUAGUGUCAACUGCAUCAGCACCGUGGUGGCGCACCACGGCCUCGAGGAAGCGCCGCCCACAAUUCAAUUGCAAGAUGGAGUUUCGGCGCAAGCCGUCGUAAAACCGAGGCUAUUUGGCGGAUGGGAUCUCUGGGUUGUCUCCACUGUUGUGAGCGAGAGCCAAGACGGCAGCAGUGAAGUCGAUAUCUCGAUGAUGUAUUGCUCAGAUACUCUGGCUGAAGAGAGGGUGCGAAUGUUGUUGCAUGCACUGGUAGCCGAGGUGCAUCGGUUGCGUCUUCUCGCCACUAUGUAG